Messenger RNA from Parathielavia appendiculata, 1921 nucleotides. RefSeq lists its product as uncharacterized. Bases 166 to 1563 code for a protein of 465 amino acids. The transcript is spliced from 4 exons. Gene Ontology annotation, molecular function: zinc ion binding; DNA-binding transcription factor activity, RNA polymerase II-specific. NCBI's taxonomy places the organism in Eukaryota, Fungi, Ascomycota, Sordariomycetes, Sordariales, Chaetomiaceae. Gene Ontology annotation, biological process: regulation of DNA-templated transcription. The record is from RefSeq and is a predicted model, not a curated record.
GUCCGACCUGAGCCCGAAUUCAUCGCUCGCCGCGUUGGGCGUCGUCUCGUUGACCACCUGCAGCCCAACUCACCCAACGCUUGAACAGCACUUUCGGUCACAGUUGUAUACCGGUACCCACCUUAGUCGCGCCUCGGCCCCUUACGCAAUCGGCCGCCGCUCGCCAUGGAGCCGCUGUCAUGCAGUAGCUGCAGCAGAACUUUCCCAUCAGUGCCGACUUUAGAGCGUCAUCGUCUGCGGUGCCGAUUCCGCCCUACGAGCCGGCGAAAGGCAUGUGCCGAGUGUUCGCGAUCCAAAGUUCGCUGCGACCAGGCACUGCCAAGCUGCUCGAGAUGUGUCGUCCACUCCUUGGUGUGCGUAUACCCUCACCUCGAGGGGCUCCGCGUCACGCCGAAUGGACCGCACCCUGUCUCGUCGGGUUCGCUUGUGACUGUCCCACUUACUCCAUCUCCGAGCUCGCCGCACUCACAGCAGUGGGCGCCACCCGAUCGGGAAGGGCCUCUGGGUGGCCGCCCACCUGCAGAUUUCCUUCCCGUCCCAGCGUGGCCUCCAGGCGCAGAAGCAGAGUGGCAGGCUGGUGCUCUCCCCUUAUUCGAGGGGAACUUCGACUGCCCUGACCUCUCCCUAGGUCUCGGAGGACUCGACGAAACCAUCAACUUGGACAGCAAUCCUCGCUUUGCGCAAGCCCGAGAACCAUGUCACUUUCAGGAUUUGUCCUCGUACCUGAGCGAGAAAUGGAAAACUACCCAACAGGGACUCGAUUUCAUCGACAGCGUACUCAAGGUCAAUGUGGACAACUUCGUCACUGGGUUACAGAAGCCCUUUUUUGUUCACUUUCAGGACUGGGACGUUGCCCAGAGACCCGCGGCUCUCACCGAAGCCGUGACGGUAGGCCAGCUCUACAUGUACGCCACGCGGACUGUACAAUCCGACGCUGUCCUCCUCCGAGCCAUCGAUGCGCAGCUGGGCCAAUUCCAACUCAAGGUUACAGCAAUGCAAAGUGAGCGUGACGAGAUCUCGAUGCUUCAGGCUGUGCUGUUGUAUGCAUGCAUGCGAGUAUACCGCGCCGGCCCCAUCGCCUCAGAGUGUAUAGACAGGAUCCCUUUGAGGUUGAUGCAGCACGUCCUCAGCAAAAACCUCCCCUGCAUGACCCUCCCCACCAACCCGCUUCCCACGGCCUGGCAGGACUGGAUCGCCAUCGAAUCCAUCCACCGAGCCUUCUUCACCCUGCACGCGCUCGAUUACGUCACCCAGGCGCGCCAGUCGGCCCCUACGGCACUGUGCUCCUUCUACCCUACCGCGCCCCUUCCGCUGCCGACACACAUCUGGGAGGCGCCGACUGCCGACGAGUGGGCGGCCCGGUACCGCGCUUGGGAGAAGUACUGCGACGCUCAGGGCCCGCUGAGGGGGAGGGAUGUGCUGUCCUGGGUGCAGGGGAAGGAGUCGGGGGCGGAGGAGAAGCUGAGGGCGUGGUUUCUGGGAAUAGAGGACGAGCUGGGUGGGUUGGUGUUUGAGUGCGCGAGGGCUCAGGGGAAGACGGAGGGUGCGGGUGCGCUGGUUUGACACAAACAGGGUUCUCACCUAGAAACGGCCACCUGAGAAGUCGAAGCAAAGACGCUUGUCAGCUAGACACUGACGACCGGGAUAGGGCACCCGUCUUCUGACCGGGAAAAAUAGGCAUGGCUCCCUUUGACGGUAACUUGACCGAAGAGCUGGGGAAUGUGGUGAGUGGAAUCAUCCCAAAAGCCUGGAGGAGCGGACAUCACGGAUGGUCGGGAUGGAGUUGAGCCGUUGAGGUCGCUUUUCCGUUGUUGUUUCCCCUUCCUCGGCAUGACCAAUAAAACAGUCCCCGGGUUUGGUAACACCGCAAGUACUUACCGCGAGAGACCAUGCAGCAGAGAAUCCAAAAUUUGCUUAAGCC